Molecule: messenger RNA, 636 nt
Organism: Acanthoscelides obtectus
Lineage: Eukaryota; Metazoa; Arthropoda; Insecta; Coleoptera; Chrysomelidae
Source: the annotation of a GenBank genome assembly
CGUUAAAACGUUGUGCUAUUAUUAUUGUUGUUAAUACAAGUUGAAAUGAGUGUUUGACUAUCCGUGUUUCUAACAUCAGAAGCGGGAUUGUGCCCAGACGACCACAGUGGAUUGUGAUUUCUUUUGAAAACAUUGACGUUUUCUUUGUCUUGUGAGAACAGAGGAUAACGGUACAUCGUUGUGAUUGCUGCGUCAUAGUUUAAAAAAAAGGCUGUGUUGCGUUGUGCGUUUGGAUCAAGUCUUGGUGUUCCUGAUAAGGAAACUCAAUUUAACGAUGGUCUCAGCAGACGAAGACCCCACCCAGUCACUGGUAGCAGAAUUGUUAAAGGCUUUGCAGUCCCAAAGGUUGGCAGAACAGAUUCGGCCUGUAGUGCAGACGGCGUCGAGAACGUCGCAGCCGUCAGAAAGGCCGUGUAAGAGACGAAAAAUUUUGGCGAGCCGCUGCCGGUCACGAAGGGGUACUGCUGUGUCGUUGCUGCUCUGUGGUAGCUGUGGGAAUGACGAUCGGCCGCCGACUCUGGCAGAGCGAGCUGUAACGUCGAGCAGUGCACAUCAUGCUCGGAUAAUCUGCCGCUCCGAAAUUACGUUAAAUCGUUGUGCUAUUAUUAUUGUUGUUAAUACAAGUUGAAAUUAGUG